AUGUCGUCCGCAGAGCCGAUUGCCCUCAUCGGUAUCGGAUGUCGAUUCCCUGGCAGCUCCUCGACGCCGGCCAAGUUCUGGAGUCUCCUCAGCAAGCCCAAGCAUGUCGGCUCUCCGGUUCCAAAGGACCGAUUUGACGGCGAUGCCUUCUACAAUACUCGGAGCGGGAACCACGGGACGACCAACGCCAGCGAAUCUUACUUCCUCCGCGAAAAUGUGGCUGCGUUCGACGCCUCCUUCUUCAAUAUCUCGGCGCGAGAAGCCGAGUCCAUAGAUCCCCAGCAACGUGUUCUGCUCGAGACAGUCUACGAAGCCGUUGAGGCCGCCGGUCUGCGGCUGGAAGACCUCAGAGGGUCGCCCACAGGUAUCUUCUGUGGUGUGAUGUGUGACGACUAUCAGACGAUCCAGCAGCGCGACGUCUCAGAGUUACCGCAUUACACGGCUACAGGAACAGCGCGGUCGAUCAUAUCAAACCGCGUCUCCUACUUUUUCGACUGGCACGGCCCCUCUAUGACCAUUGAUACCGCCUGCUCAUCUAGCCUGGUUGCUCUACAUUUGGCGGCCAAAGCAUUGCAUGACGGUGACUGCCGCGUCGCAGUCGCCUCCGGGACAAACUUGAUCUUGGCCCCAAACAUGUACAUUUCCGAAUCCAAAUUGAGUAUGCUGUCGCCACACGGCCGCAGUCGUAUGUGGGAUGCCGGCGCAGAUGGCUACGCGCGUGGCGAGGGUGUCGCAGCCGUAGCCCUCAAGCGACUCAGCGACGCUAUCGCCGACGGCGACGCUAUCGAGUGCAUUAUUCCUGCUACGCAUAUCAACCAGGAUGGUCGCAGCAUGGGUAUCACGAUGCCCUCUUCCACUGCCCAAACCGACCUGAUCCGGUCGACCUACCGGAAGGCCGGUCUAGACCCAGCCAAUCCGCGUGAUCGAUGCCAGUAUUUUGAAGCCCACGGGACAGGGACUCCAGCUGGCGAUCCCCAAGAAGCGUCUGCGAUACACGCGGCUUUCUUUCCUAACCCAGUUGACGACAAGAGCGACCCGGAUAAUCGGUUGUUUGUCGGCUCGGCCAAGACCGUCGUGGGCCAUACCGAAGGCACGGCCGGCCUUGCAGCCUUAAUUAAAGGUGUAAUGAGCCUGCAGCACGGGGUUGUGGCGCCGAAUUUGCACUUCGAGCGACUGAACCCGGCUAUUGAACCCUAUGGCAGCCAGCUGCGUGUCCCGACAGACUGUCAGCCCUGGCCACAGCUGCCCGAGGGCACGCCGCGACGAGUCUCGGUCAAUUCAUUCGGGUUCGGCGGUACCAACGCCCACGCGAUUCUGGAGGCGUAUAGCCCUACCUUGUCAGACAACAAUUCGGCCGAAUGGGACGGCAUUAUCCCGUUCGUCUUUACUGCCCCGUCGGAUAAGGCGCUCGGAAACGUCUUGGGCGCAUACGUGGAUUAUUUGGCCGGCCAGCAACCAACGGCUGACCUGACCGAUUUGGCAUGGACGUUGUUCCGCCGACGGACCACCUUUUCUCACCGAGUUGCCUUAUGGGCGGCAUCCGCGCAGGAUCUGCAAAACCGGCUGCGCGAGGAAGUCGCGAGGCGUGGGUCGAACCAGGCCUCCACAGUGAUUUCCAAGCCUCGAAACGAUCGACCCAAGGUACUAGGAGUGUUUACCGGGCAGGGCGCUCAGUGGGCACAGAUGGGCCUAGAUUUGAUGCAACGGAGCCCUGACGCGGAGACAUGGCUGACAACCUUGCAAAUGGCUUUGGACGAUCUCCCCGACGAGUACCGGCCCGCGUACUCGAUACUAGACGAGCUAUGCGCCGAGUCAGAGAACUCACGGCUACACCUGGCAGAGAUCUCGCAGCCACUGUGCACAGCAGUGCAGAUUGUUCUGGUUAAGUUCCUCCGCUCACUUGGCAUACACCUGAAUGCUGUUGUCGGCCACUCCUCGGGCGAAAUCGCGGCUGCCUACGCUGCAGGCAUGAUUUCAGAAAUAGAGGCAAUUCGCAUUGCCCACCUCCGCGGGCACGUCACCUCAUUGGCAGGAUGCAACGGGCAGCCUGGUAGCAUGCUGGCCGUUGGCAUGUCCCCGGACGAGGCCGACCAGGUCUGCCAGAGCGCGGUGUACACGGGCCGCAUCAAGCCUGCGGCGGUGAACUCGUCGUCUAGCAUUACGUUGUCGGGAGAUGCGGACGCUAUCGUGGCCCUUGAGGCGCAGUUGAAGGACGAAGGUAUCUUCGCGCGCCGCCUGAAGGUCAACAUGGCGUACCACUCGCACCACAUGAUCCCUUGCUCCGCACCUUAUCUGCGCGCCCUCGAGGCUUGCCAGAUUCAGCCAAGGGAAACCAAGGACACGAAAUGGUUCUCAAGUGUGAAUGACGGGCGAAUUGUAGACACUAAACAUUUAAAAGCACUAUGUGGGAGCUAUUGGUGCGACAACAUGGUCCAGACCGUCCGAUUUGCUGAUGCCGUGACGCAAGCCUUGCAGGAUGAUUCGUACGAUAUGAUCGUCGAGGUUGGGCCGCAUCCUGCACUCAAAAGUCCAGUGCAAGGCACGCUUUCUGAGACCUCAUCACAGGGUACUGCGCCGGUACCGCCUGUAUACACAAGUCUGUUAAAUAGAUCGACUUCCGGGACCGAGUGUGUGGCGCGUGCCAUCGGAGACAUAUAUACCCACCUUGGUCCGGAUGCUGUGGAUGUCGAGUCCUAUAUGCGACAUUUCCGUGACCAACCAACUUUCCACCUCGCCAAAGGCUUGCCGUGCUACCCCUUUGAUCGCUCUAACUCCUACUGGGCAGAGUCACGCUUUUCUAGAGCCACCUUCCGACAGCCAGGCCGUCCCAACCAACUGCUAGGAUCCUCCUGUGCGGAUACUACCGACAACGCAUACCGCUGGCGCAAUUUUUUACAUACCUCGGAGAUUGAUUGGUUGAGUGGACAUCGCAUCCAGUCUCAGACCGUCUUCCCUGCCACUGGGUAUGUGGCUAUGGCACUCGAGGCAGCCUACGCGAUCGCAGGGUCACGGCGUUUGCAGCUGUUUGACGUACGCGACUUCGUCAUCAAGAGUGCCAUCUCCCUGAGCGAGGAUGACGUCGGUGUUGAGACUCUUUUCGAGGUCAACCAACUAAACGAAGAACAAAGCGACCAGCUAUCGGCAGCAUUUUCCUGCUACAGCCCCGUGGCAGGCAAAUUACAGCUAUGCGCAUCGGCGAAUAUGAUUUUGUCAUUUGGUGGCGAAGAUGACGCUCGCUUGCUACCUACGCGUCAACCGGAGACUCAAGAGCUUACGGUUGUUGACGUCGAAGCCUUCUACGAUCAUCUGAACAGCCUGGGAUACGGCUACGACGGGCUCUUCCGCGGUAUCUCCUCUCUCGCCUGGAAGCCGAAUCUCAGCCACGGGCGCCUGUACAACACCUGCCAGUUGGAUCGUGCUAGUCCACUGGCAAUGCAUCCGGCUUUGAUGGAUCUCCUGUUGCAAGGCAUGCUGGCAGCCGUAGGAAAACCGGGAAAUGAGAAGCUCUACACCUUGCAUAUUCCCGUCAGCAUUGGCCGGAUCCUUAUCAAUCCGACUUUCUGCGGGCCGGCCGCUGCGGAGCUGGACCAUGAGUUGCCGUUCGAGGCUUCACUGACCAGUAUUGGCCGUGAAGGUGCCGUGGGAGACGCGGCGCUAUUCGACGCGGUAGGCCACGGCCUGAUGCACAUGGAAAAUAUCGUAGUGACGCCGCUAAUGCGUGCCACCGCGGCCGAUGACCAGCAGCGAUUCUUCGGCGAGCACUGGUUCCCGCUUCUCCCGGAUCUCUCUGAAUUCUCACCGUACCUUACGGGCCACGAAAGCUACCGUUGUACCGUGGCAGAGCAGCUAGCCUUUGUCUACUUGCGCGAAGUACAAGCGCAGCUAACCCCUGCAGACCGUGCGCAGCUGGACUGGCAUGGACAUCGGGUGGUCGCCUGGAUCGACAAUGUUCUGGCGUUAACACGCCAGGGUAAGCACCCCGUCUGUCGACCAGAGUGGCUCGAACUGUCUCUCGACGAGACAACGGCGGAGAUGGUCCGUCUCGCGAAUCCUACGGAGGAAGGCCUCAUGAAGGUGGUAGGCCAGAACCUGCUGCGCUUUCUGCGCCAUGAAACAACAAUUCUGCAGGAGCUGCGGGAAAGCGGGUUGCUAUCAGCAAUCUAUAAGGAGACAGGGGAGCUGGCCCACUUCAACCAAGGUGUGGCUGAUGUGGUGGAGCAGCUGGCGAUGCGAAUGCCUCAUCUGAAGAUUCUAGAGGUCGGCGGUGGCUCCGGCUCCGCGACGAAGGCCGUGCUCAGUCGCUUAAAAAACACUUUCUAUUCAUACACCUUCACAGACAUCUCGGCCGGAUUCUUCGAGCAGACACAAGCCAGCCUGCAGCACGUCUCUGAUCGGAUUACGUACCAAGUGCUCGAUAUUGAGCGGGACCCCCAGGGCCAGGGAGAAGAGUUUCAGCCUCAGUCGAUGGACCUAGUCAUCGCAGCCAACGUUCUCCAUGCCACGCGCGACUUGCUACAGACACUGUCCCACGUGCGGUCUCUACUCAAGCCAGGCGGUUAUCUAGUUCUCCUCGAGGGUGCCAAUCCCGACAUCUUGCGCUUGUCCUUCACGAUGGCCGGCUUUGAGGGUUGGUGGUUGGGUGAAAAAGACGGCCGCCCCUUCGGCGCGAUGACCACACCCACGCGGUGGGAUCAUCUACUGCAGGAAACAGGCUUCUCCGGAAUUGACACCAUCACCGGUGGCCACGAUGACGGGAUGACCGGGUUUUCUGUUUUCCUGUCACAAGCUGUCGACGAUCAAAUCCGGCUCCUGCGCGACCCGCUGGCAGCAGGUCCUCCGAUGGUUUCUCCAUCCCAAGACUUAGUCCUGGUUGGUGGAGCUACGCUCGCGACUUCGAGGCUGGUCAGCCGCUUACGCAGCCUCCUGCAGCCAUUCUUCGGGGCAAUAACGUGCGUUGAAACCCUGCAGACCCCAGUGGAUGUUUCUCCGGAGCAGUCAGUGAACGUGGUCAACGUGUCGGACCUCGAUUGCCCCUUUUUCCAGGACAUCACAGCGCAGAGCAUGCAGUCCAUACAAGUUUUGACUACCGCUGCGCAGAACCUGCUCUGGGUAACAGCCGGUUCAGACGCCGAUAAACCGCACCAGAGUAUGAGCCAGGCGCUGCUACGGUGUCUGCUGUACGAGAACUCGCACGCCCGCUACCGCCACUUGAAUAUCGAGAACGAGCGUGCAGUUGAUGCGCGCUCCGUCGCCGAAUGUCUACUGGGCCUUGUCUUACCUGAAUUCGAGAAUGAUUAUCGCCUGCAGCGAGCCACGUGGACCAUUGAGCCGGAGCUCCGCCUGCAAAAAGACGGCGUGAUGAUGUUCCCCCGAAUCUUGGCGGACGAUUCCAUGAAUCAGCGAAUCAUGUCCCAGAGACGCCGCGUUGACCGUGAAGCCGAUUUGGCUCAGUCAAAUGUUGUGGUGACGCGACGUGAUGGGGCCUAUGAGCCUAUUGCGUCUGCUUUGCCUCCGGCAACACCGCGAUCGGGUUACUGUCUCAUCGCUGCCAAGGCGUCGACUUUGACGGCAUGGCGUGUACCGGGAUCAGGGUUCUUAUACGUUGUCAUCGGACAAGACCUACAGGCCCAGGAAACGGUGGUCGCUUUCACGAGAGACUUGGCUGCAGUGGUGUCAACCCCGUCGUCGUGGGUUGUCCCAUGCGCAGAAUCGUAUGCCGAUACCGACGCCGCAUGCAGCUUCCUGGCGGCUUUGGCUGAUUCACUCGUGGCGAUCUAUCUGGCAGAGAAUACGCCCCCUUGGACCUCGCUGCUGGUGCACGAGGCGAACGAGCGCAUGCGAUCUGCGAUUCAGACAGAGGUGACACAGCGACAAGCUGCUGCUUAUUUCACGACGACGCGCGCGGCUAUCGCACACAGCAACCCGGAAGUAAAUCUGAUCCAUCCGCUCGCGCCGAUGAAAACUCUCUCGAAAUCUUUACCGCAGAAUAUGUCUCUGCUGGCGCGGUUUGAUCAGGACAAGUCGGGCCAGCUCUUUGGUCGUCUUGCCACCGUGGCCGGGAGAAGGGGCUAUGUUCGCCUGGAGAGCCUUGAGUCUAUGCAGAUGACCGAGGCAGUGAUGCCGUCACCGUCGGAAAUGGAAUCGGUUGCGCUUCGACUUGAGCAUGCCAUGGGUCUCUGCGCUGGCGCAAUUACUGGCAAGACCGACAAUUCCGCAGAUGUGGAUGUCGUGCCAGUAAACUCGGUCUCAGCACAUGCGGUGAAUUUGUCACGCACACAAAUUUUGGACUGGCAAGCUGCUGCCGGACUACAUGUGAGUGUGCAGUCAGCGAGUAGUGAGGUCGUGUUGGCGGCUGAGAAGACGUAUUUAUUGGUCGGGAUGACCGGAGACCUCGGCAUUUCUAUCUGCGAGUGGAUGGUGUCUCGAGGUGCUCGCAACGUUGUCUUGACAAGCCGUCGACCACAGACUAAGCAAUCCUGGAUUGACUCCAUGGCGAAGACUGGAGCGCGGAUUGUGACCAUGUCAAUGGACGUCACUGAUCGUGAUGCGGUCUCGGAGGUGGCUCAGCGCAUACAAGACACGCUGCCCCCGAUCGGAGGUAUCGUGAAUGGAGCAAUGCUUCUGCAGGAUCAGUUGUUCGCGAAUAUGCCGUUUGAGAGCAUGGAGAGGGUCCUCGGACCCAAAGUUACGGGCACGAUAUUGCUCGACGAGGUCUUUUCGACCGCUGACCUGGAUUUCUUCAUCUGCUUUGGGUCGCUGACAGGUCCCGCCGGUAACAACGGGCAGUCGGCGUACGCAGCGGCAAACACUUUCAUGACCAGCUUCAUCCACGGUCGGCGCAAGCGUGGUCUUGUCGGCAGCACCAUAAACCCUGGAGAGAUUCGUGGCGUGGGGUACGUGGCCCGCACGUCUAAUGAGCUGGUGCAGCUGUUGCGCAACGCUAUCGGCGACACCUCCAUUAGCGAAGGAGAGCUGAACGAGUUGUUCGCUGAAGCGAUUCUGGCCAGCCCUCCGGAAUCUGGACGCGAGGCUGCCCCUGUGGCCGGUUUUCCUUUUGUAAACCCGGAGGAGCAGCCAGGAAUCAUAUGGCUGAAGACUCCCCGAGCCUGGCGGCAAUUGCUGUAUUCUGGAGCGACAUCGGCGGAAGCCAAGGAUGGCGACACAGUCUCGCUGAAACAACAACUCGCUUCUGCAAGCCCCGAGGAGAAGGCCCGUCAUGUCAUCGAGGACGCCCUUUUGACCAAGGUCCGCAUCAAGUUGCAGCUGCCUGACGAUGCGGAGGUUACCGUCGACCAUUCGCUCAUGGAGCUGGGCGUGGAUUCGCUGGUUGCCGUGGACUUGCGCACCUGGUUCGUCAAGGAGCUUGGGGUCGAUAUUCCAGUCAUCAAACUGCUCAACAGCGCAUGUAUUGGUGAGCUAAUUGAUUAUGCAUUGACGAAACUCCCCAAAGAGCUGCUUCAAGCAAGUAGCAAGCCGACGGACGAGCCUAAAGCCUCCCAAUCAACCGACUCGGACCGCCAGCCGGUAGCCCCCACAAGGGUAGAGGGCCCGAAACAUCCGCAUGCUAUUGAGCAACCGAAUUUCGAGCGGAGAGACAGUGAAAUCUCUAUCGAUACUCAACGAGAAUCCUCUGCCUCGCCUGAGAUUUUUACUCCCCUGAGAGAAGACGACUCCUCGGGCAGCGAGUCGUCGACACCCCCAACCGGAGGCCAGCAGUCGCCGGCACUGAAAUUCUCACGCAUCGAGAAACUGUCCUACGCGCAGUCCCGAUUCUGGGUCCUGCAGCAGCUGCGGUCCGAUAAGACGUACAGCAACAUCACCUUCAAGUUGGGAUUCAGCGGUUCGAUCGAUAUAGCCCGGCUUCGCGCGGCUGUGGAGCGGAUAGGAGAGAGGCAUGAGAUCCUCCGUACCUGCUAUCAUCUUGGUAGCGAGGGCCCCUAUCAAGCCAUUCUCGCUUCGUCGCCCCUGCGCCUGGAUGUUUUCAACGUCGGCAGUGAGGCUGAGGUUCGCGACAUGUAUCUAUGCCUGCGGCAGCAUGUCUUCGAUCUCGAGAACGGCGACAACAUCCGGAUGAGCUUGACCAUCACGCCCAAGAACCAGCAAUUCCUGUUGAUCGCUUUCCACCACAUAUGCCUGGACGGUCUCAGUUUUCAGCUCCUUAUCGGGGAGCUGGAACGUGCUUACAUGCAACAGCCCCUGCCUCCCAUGUCGCGGCAAUAUGCGGACUAUGCGGCGGCGCAGCGAGCAAGUUACGAAGCCGGAAAAUUGUCCAAGGAUAUAGAAUACUGGCGCAAGGAAUUUGCAACAUUCCCCAGUCCCAUCCCGCUGUUUCCCAUGGCUCGCGUGCCCGCACGUACGGUGCUCACGGAUCAUCCGAGAGAACACGUACGAAUCGAGCUACCAGCUUCGAUUAUGGAAACUGUUCAGAGCCUCGGAAAGCGCAUGCGCAUCACGCCAUUUGGAAUCUUCCUGGCUGUCCUUCGUAUCUUCUUGACCCGCCUGACACAGUCCACCGAUUUUUGUAUAGGCAUCUCCGACGUGCACCGAAUCGAGGAGGCGGAUGAGCGGCUCAUUGGUCUGGUCCAGAACCUGCUGCCUUUACGAUUCGUUGGCAGCUUGAAGGGACACAGCUUCCGCGAGGUACUCUUAAAUACACAAACAAAAGCGCGGGGUGCGCUGGCGCAUUCGCGCGUGCAGUUCGACCGACUGCUGGAUGAGCUGGCUGUGCCACGUUCAGGCUCCCACAGCCCUCUAUUCCAGGUGAUGCUGGACUGGCAGCCUUCCAGUGCUGAGAAGCGUCAGUUCGCAGGCUUGGAGAUUGACGUGCAAGAAUGGGCCAUCAAUAAGACGGCGUUUGAUAUGGUGCUCUCCGUCAUGGAUUCUGGUCAGGGAACAUCCGUCCUCAACUUUCAUCUGCAGCAGGCUCUCUUUACUCGCGAUGCGGCUCACCUCGUUGCUCAUAGCUUUAUAUCCCUGCUAGAUGAGUUAGUAUCCUCUGCUCCCGUCCAAGUUGUCACAGGGCCGUCGCUCUAUCCGCGCACAAACAUAGAGAGCGCGCUUGCCCUCGGACGAGGGCCCGAAAUGCCGGCGAAGUGGCAGCCCACGCUCUCCCGGCACAUUGAAGAGAUCGCGCGUGUCAGCUCAAGUAAGAUGGCCGUCAUCGACCCAGUCAGUGGCCGCGGACUUACGUAUUCUGCGCUGAUGCAACACUCGAACGUUGUCGCAAAUCAUCUGGCUAAAUGUGGCGUUGAACCGGCAUCAACUGUGUGCGUAUUCCAGCAGCCAACAGAGAGCUGGAUUGUCUGCAUGCUCGCAAUAUGGCGUCUAGGAGCUGUAUAUGUCCCACUAGAUGUGAACAACCCGCGAGACCGUCUGGCCAUUGUUAUAGAAGACUGUCAGCCGCAAGUUAUAGUUUGUGAUGACGACACCGAGCCUGUUCUUCAUAAAAUGGCACUGACUACACACUCGUCUGUUCUUAAUACCGCCGCACUAGAUAUGGGUGCGAAGCCUACCAGCAGAGAAAUAGCAGAUGUCUCAUCUGCGCAUGCCAGCGCGGUGAUCCUCUACAGCAGUGGGACCACUGGUCGACCGAAAGGCUUCCAACUCAGUCACGCCAACCUGCAGAAUCAGCUCGAGGGCUUCACGCGCCAAUGCGGACUCCAGGCACCCGUGGUGCUGCAACAGGGCGCCACGACAUUCGACAUCUCCCUUGAACAGGCGCUUACUGGCCUCACAACCGGCGGCCGAGUUGUGGUCGCGCCCCGAUCCGUCCGCGGCGAUCCUGCCGCUCUUGCGCACAUUAUCGUCGACCAGCGCAUCACCUGCACCAUGGCCACCCCUUCGGAAUACCUUUUGUGGAUGCAGCACGCUUCAGAAACUCUGAAAACCGCCUCCGAGACCUGGACCAUGGCUUUCAGCGGCGGCGAGGCCUUCCCGGGGAGUCUUCCGGCUGCGUUUGCGGACUUACAGCUAGACCACCUCCGUCUCAUCAACUUCUACGGGCCAGGCGAGACGACAAUCGCGUCUCAUCAGAUUGAAGUGGACUAUCGACAACACGAUCGCGGCUCCCUCGAAGGGACCGUCGUUCCGGUCGGUCACGCACUGCCAAACUACACAACAUACAUCGUGGAUACGGAGGGAAACCCUGUCCCUACGGGAAUAUCAGGGGAGAUUGUGAUCGGUGGUGCUGGGCCCUGUCUCGGGUAUUUGCACCUCGACACGCUCACUCAGACACAGUUUGUGCACGAUCGAUAUGCCACCCCCGCGAACACUGCGCGGGGCUGGACGCGAGCGUAUCGCACCUCCGAAAAGGGUCAUAUGCUGCAGAACGGCGCGUUGGUCCUCGAAGGCCGGCUUGAUGGCGAUUCACAGGUCAAGUUGCGCGGGAUACGCAUGGACCUUGGCGACAUAGAGAACGCGAUCCUCUGCACAGCGCGGGGGGCCCUAAAUCGAGUGGUCGCGACUUUGCGCGACGCCGUCGACGCGUCUUCUUUCCUAGUGGCGCACGCUGAGUUCGCCCCGGAGUCCACGGUAAACGACAAGGAGGCCUUCCUUCGCCAAGUUCGGGCGACGUUGCCUCUUCCACAAAACAUGCGGCCGUCAUUGAUUGUUCCAGUCGAGACUAUGCCGACUACAGCACACGGUAAACUUGAUCGCAGAGUAAUCAAGGAACUCCCACUUCCGGAGCGCAAGCGGUCGAGCCUGAUGGUCGAUCCCUCAGCUCUGGCGACGACUAAUGACUGGGUAGGAAGGGUUGGUGCGCUGUGGGGAGAGACGUUGGAAGGAACGUUGAGCGACUUGUCCAAUCUGGAUGAGGACACGGACUUCUUUCUAGCAGGAGGGAAUUCCAUUCUGCUGGUUCGACUUCAAGUGCUACUUGCGCGGAGAUUCGAUGCGGAGAUUCCCUUGAUCGACCUGGUUGAAGGAAGCACACUCGGCCAAAUGGCCGAAGCAGCUCGUUCUGCUGCCGCCGGGGCUUCAAGUGCUGAAAUUCCCACGGAAACCGAGGCACUGGAGGUGUCUUGAACGGAAGUAUUUUAUUCGGAUUACUAUCAAAGGUUGUGCCGGAGUGUUAGGAGUACGUUUACUAUGGCGUUUCGGUGUUGGUUUUCCUUUUUCCGAUUGUAGUACUAGAUAUCAGAUCACCAAUACACCUCCCUAAUGAUAAGUCAAGUUCCCCAAUUAACCGUUUUCAGUCUCAAAUCACUUAUUCCGAUAGGUUAUGAGGUCAGUAGUUCAGUUCGAGGUGGAUCAAUGCAACCUGAAUUAUCUCACUGGCUGGACAAAAUGUAAC
Molecule: messenger RNA, 11293 nt
Organism: Aspergillus melleus
Lineage: Eukaryota; Fungi; Ascomycota; Eurotiomycetes; Eurotiales; Aspergillaceae
Exons: 2
Coding region: 1-11025 (3674 amino acids)
Biological process (GO): fatty acid biosynthetic process; secondary metabolite biosynthetic process
Molecular function (GO): 3-oxoacyl-[acyl-carrier-protein] synthase activity; fatty acid synthase activity; phosphopantetheine binding
Source: RefSeq, a predicted model, not a curated record